CGUUGCGACUUAAACACUGCAACGGGGCCUGGGAGUAUUCAACGUUCCGGGCGUAUUGGUUCAUGAACUAGACAUACUCUCUUUAAUUCCUCCUCAACCGUAACAGACAUUUGGGCAGCGCAAGCCCUUAGGCUCAAAACUCGGAUGCCCCAAGCCUCCGCGAGAAUCAGCUGAGCAUGGGGUUGCUACCCUGCAAGCCUUGCUCGGUGCCAAGACAUCCCAGAGCCUCGUCGGCGCUCGACCUCCAAAAACAGGAGGGAUAGAGUACCCUGUAUGCGGUUUCCGUGGCCGUGUUGUGAUUCCCAGCGUCCAUUUCUCUCCUUCGUUAACGAGAAUAAUGCAAUAUAGGUCGCCAUGGCUACCAACAUGUCGGGACAACAAGAAGGGGCGACAGGAGACGCCUCCUGGUUUCCCGUUGGCCGUCAAGACCUCCCCGGCUGGCGUUUCGACGUUAUCACCCUUCUUGCCGUUAUCGGCGAGUCGUCGGUCGCCGAACACGCCCAAACGCUGACUGCGUCAUCUCUGUGCCUGCUUCCGCGCAUCAUCCCAGCGCCCCAGGCACUCCUGCGUCCUUCCAGACCGCAGCGGAUGCCUGAGUAUACUGCGACGAUGGCGGGCGUGCGUUCAGGCGUGGUACUGCAUAGCGUGGGGUUCUUUGCGAACAUCAUGCACCCUCUGAACGAGUUCAAGCCGUUUGCCUUCAAAGUCUUGGAGAUCAAGCAUGCCGAAUUGGUGGCUAGCCGUCCCGCUAGUACUAGCAGCGGGAAGGAGAGGCGGAAUCAGGGCUGGAGGCGGUUUUGGAAGAGGAGGAAAGAGGCUGCGGCAGAGCGUGAGAUGGGUGAUGAGGUGAGAGGCAAUGGAAAUAAAAAUGGAAACGGGAAUGGACGCAAGCAUACAGACACAACACGAGCGGUCCGCUUUGCUGGAGCCGACCCCGAGGCUGGCCUGCCAGCACCAGCCUCGGCCCACGGCGCAGAAGAAGAACCACCGCCGCCGGAACCCGGCACACAGCCCAAGCGCAGGGGCACCAUGGCCGAAAAGCUCAGCGACGUGGUGACCAGCCCGACAAUGGUCAACAGCAACAACCGCUAUACGGUGCCGCCAAACUACUACUCGCCGGUGCACAUCCUCAACGUCCUCUCCUUCUUCCUGACCGUCGGCAUCAUCGUCGCCGCGGGUGUCUGGAACGACGGCACUGCCAUGCUCGCCACCUUCCUGAUCAGCAUCGCCAGCAGCGUCAUCUGCUACGCCUCGUGGUGGCAUCCCAAGCUGAUGAACCGCCCGGCCACCAACCGGGUCCCGCCGGGCGACGUCGUCAUCCGCACGCGCGAGGGCGCCUUCGUGCUGAUCAAAUGCACCGAGGAGGUUGCCCGGGAGCUGUAUUCGGGCACCGAGGAGUGCAAGUACAUCAGCAACAAGUUCCACCGCGUGUUCAUGGGACUGGGCAUGGUGCUGCUCAUGGUGUCGGUCGUGCUGCUCGGCAACUGCGGCUGGAACAGCCAGGUCCUGAUCGGCGUGAGCUAUAUCGUGCUGAACGGGCUGUACUGGCUCAUGGGCCUGCUGCCGCAGAAGUACUUCUGGGAUCUGAACCGCUACGUGGUCGAGGACGUCACCCCGGCCGAUGCGAAGAAUGCCGAUGAGCCCGCGGUUCCGGAAGACGCACGUGAGGGCACCCCGUCGUUUACGCGGACGCUGUGGUACGCUAUCAGGGAGACGAAAGACGGCGGCUGGGCAGAACGGAGCGGCGCGAUGCCCGCGACGGAGCAGUGGAAGAGGUGGUUGAAAGAAGCGGUGGCCGAGGCCAGGAAGGAGAAUCGGAGGUGGCCGGCGGUCGCGAGGAAGAAUAACAUCAUGGGGGACGAGGUGAAUGAGGCUGCACAGCAGGUGCCUUUGCAGGAGGUGCAGCCACCUCGGCGGAGGGAUCCGCAAGGUCAAGGCAGUACGUCUUUCUGAAAGCGGCAGUGAAAAGGCAUAGGAGAGGCUUGGAAAUUCACGACAUACCUAAAUCAUGAGGAGUUCUUGGAUUGGCUGGGCGGGGCUGUAUGGAUUA
This is a messenger RNA of Chaetomium strumarium, 2050 nucleotides long. RefSeq lists its product as uncharacterized. NCBI's taxonomy places the organism in Eukaryota, Fungi, Ascomycota, Sordariomycetes, Sordariales, Chaetomiaceae. Bases 355 to 1953 code for a protein of 532 amino acids. The record is from RefSeq and is a predicted model, not a curated record. The transcript is spliced from 3 exons.